Molecule: messenger RNA, 816 nt
Organism: Cannabis sativa
Lineage: Eukaryota; Viridiplantae; Streptophyta; Magnoliopsida; Rosales; Cannabaceae
Exons: 3
Coding region: 1-816 (271 amino acids)
Source: RefSeq, a predicted model, not a curated record
AUGGCCAAUCAAUCUUGGAUCAACAAAUAUGACCAUGCUGAAGCUGUUUAUCUUAAUGAAUGGUUAUUUGAUCACUCCUUUUGUAUUCUAACCCUUUAUCCUGGUUUAGCAUGUGGUAAGAAGCCUUUCAAAUACUUUAGAAUGUGGAAAUCACAUCCUAAGUAUGAAGGCUACUUAAAAGAGACUUGGUCACAGAGAAUUGAGGGAACUGUUAUGUUCCAGAAAGCUAAGAUAACAUGGUUACAAGAUGGAGAUUGUAAUACUACUUUCUUUCAUGCCAGUAUUAAACAUAUGCUGAGGCAAAAUCGAAUUCUCGCAAUAGAACAACAGGAUGGGAGUAGGAUACAUGAUCCUACAUUGAUAACUACAGCUUUCCUGGAAUUUUACAAGAACUUAGGUGGCGUUUGGUUGGAGGAUAACUGGGAAACUAUUGGUGAUGAAAUUUGUAAAGCUGUGAAAUCAGUCUUGGAAUCAGGUAAAAUUCUUAAAGUGAUCAACUCAACAAUAAUUACCUUAGUUCCCAAGGUUAAAUGCCCAAAUACAGCCAAGGAUUUUAGGCCAAUUACUUGUUGCAAUGUUAUCUAUAACAUUGCAACUAAGCUUUUGAGCUCUAGAAUCAUGACAAUCUUACCUGAAAUAAUAUCUCACUCCCAAGGUGGUUUUAUUAAGGGGAGAUAUAUUGGGCACAACAUAAUGAUAUGCCAGGACUUGGUGAGGCAUUAUGGAAGGAAAUCUAACAAACCAAGCUACAUGAUCAAGCUAGAUCUUCAAAAAGCAUAUGACACUAUUGAGUGGGCUUUCAUUGAAGAAAUGUGA